Messenger RNA from Castor canadensis (American beaver), 411 nucleotides. NCBI's taxonomy places the organism in Eukaryota, Metazoa, Chordata, Mammalia, Rodentia, Castoridae. The record is from RefSeq and is a predicted model, not a curated record.
AUGCCUGAGAUCGUGUACAUCCAGGCAGGCCGGUGCGGCAACCAGAUGGUUGCGAAGUUCUGGGAAAUCAUCAGUGAUGAGCAUGGAAUUGAUGCCACUGGCAGUUACCAUGGCAACAGUCACUUACAGCUGGAGAGAAUCAACGUGUACUACAAUGAAGCAGCUGGCAACAGAUACGUACCUCGGGCCAUCCUGGUGGACCUGGAGCCAGGCACAAUAGACUCUGUAAGAUCAGGACCAUUUGGCCAGAUCUUCAGACCAGACAACUUCGUAUUCGGUCAUAGUGGCUUGAAUAGUGUUGACAAAGGUACAUCUGGGCUUAGGGAAAAGUGGGUGAUGUCACAGGCAAUGCUGCUCCAGCGGAACCAGUUGCUCAUGAUGGAAGCCAAGGAAUGGUUACAGAAGAUCUGA